CGGGGCCGGGGGAGCAAUGCGCAGGCGCUUGCGGCGCUGCCCGGGUAUGCGCGAGUGUGACGUCAAGGCGCGCGACGCGGCAGCGGGCCCCGGCGCCGGCGCCGCCCGGGGCGGCCAGGCCAGGGUUUACGAAGGCCGGGGGCGGCGGACGGCCGACGGCCUGGCACCAUGUUCGGCUCCAGCCGGGGCGGCGUGCGUGGUGGGCAGGACCAGUUCAGCUGGGAGGACGUGAAGACCGACAAACAGAGAGAGAACUACCUGGGCAACUCGCUGAUGGCCCCCGUGGGCCGCUGGCAGAAGGGCCGAGACCUCACUUGGUACGCCAAGGGCCGGGCGGACGGCGCGGGACUGAGCCGGGAGGAGGAGCUGGCGGCCGUGCGGCAGGCGGAGCAGGAGGCACUCAUGGCGGCGCUAGGCUACAAGAACGUGAGGAAGCAGCCCACUGGCCUGAGCAAGGAGGACUUUGUGGAGGUCUGCAAGCGAGAAGGAGGGGACCAUGAGGAGAAGGGAGUGGACCGGCUGCUGGGCCUAGGGAGCUCCAGCGGCUCUGCAGGCCGAGUGGCGCUGUCCCGGGAAGACAAGGAGGCCGCCAAGCUGGGGCUGUCGGUGUUCACGCACCACCGCGUGGAGAGCAGCCGCCCAGGGGCCUCCCCCGCCUCUGCUAGGAAGAAGCCUCGGUUUGAGGAGGAGAAGGUGCAGCCUGGCCUGGAGAGCCACAGGAAGAGCAGGAAAGAGAAGAAGAAGAAGAAGAAGAAGAAGAAGAAGAAGAAGAAGAAGCACAAGAAAGAGAAGAAGAAAGACAAGGCACACAGGAGCAGGGUGGCCUCUCCACUGUCUCCAGCUCCUGCGAGGCCGGGGCACCACCAGUGCAGCUCUGACUCUGAAGAUUCUUUGCCCUGCUCCAAGAGGCGACGCAGCCACCAGUGACUGAGGCCAGAUCACAAGGGGCCCCCAUGUCCAGCAGGGGACCUGCCCCGGGAGGACACACUUGCCUGGGAAGGCCCCGAGACACUUCUAUUUUUCUUCAACUCACUUUGUACAUAAAUAAACUUAUUUUAAGGGGAAA
Messenger RNA from Nyctereutes procyonoides (raccoon dog), 1066 nucleotides. It is a transcript of the gene CUNH1orf35, whose product is annotated as chromosome unknown C1orf35 homolog. The coding region runs from base 169 to 927 and encodes 252 amino acids. The transcript has 8 exons. The record is from RefSeq and is a predicted model, not a curated record. Lineage: Eukaryota; Metazoa; Chordata; Mammalia; Carnivora; Canidae.